AUAUUGGCAUCAACCUGACUGAUCCUGUAUUCAGAGGAAUUUAUAGAGGAGUUCAAAAGCAUCAAGAUGACUUACAGGAUGUAGUACAGAGAGCUGUCCAGAUUGGUGUUAAAAAGUUUAUGAUUACAGGUGGAAAUCUCCAAGACAGUAAAGAUGCUCUGCAUUUGGCACAAACAAAUGGUAUCCUCAUAUUACUUUUACAAAAAAAUUCGAAUUAAGUUAUUUUGAAGAAGUCUUUCUGAAAACUGCUUUCAGAUAUGUUCUUUAGUACCGUUGGAUGCCAUCCUACAAGAUGUGAUGAGUUUGAAAAGAAUGAUCCUGAUCAUUACUUAAUGGAGUUGCUGAAUCUUGCUGAGAACAACAAGGGGAAAGUUGUGGCAAUAGGGGAAUGUGGGCUCGAUUUCGACCGACUACAGUUUUGUCCGAAAGAUACUCAGCUCAAAUAUUUUGAAAAACAGUUUGAACUGUCAGAACAGACAAAACUACCAAUGUUUCUUCACUGUCGAAAUUCACACGAUGAAUUUUUGGACAUAAUGAAGAGAAACAGAGAUAGGUGUGUUGGGGGAGUGGUGCAUUCAUUUGAUGGGACCAAGGAGGCUGCAGCUGCUUUGAUUGACUUAGAUCUCUAUAUAGGAUUUAAUGGUUGUUCACUGAAAACUGAGGCUAAUUUGGAAGUUUUGAAGUCCAUACCUACUGAAAAACUAAUGAUUGAAACAGAUGCACCAUGGUGUGGAGUCAAAAGUACGCAUGCUGGAUCAAAGUAUAUAAAAACCUCCUUUCCUACCAAAAAGAAGUGGGAACAUGGGCACUGUUUAAAAGACAGAAAUGAACCCUGCCAUAUCAUUCAAAUACUGGAGAUUAUGUCAGCAGUGAGAGAUGAGGAUCCUCUGGAAUUAGCCAAUACACUUUAUAACAACACUAUUAAAGUAUUUUUUCCUGACAUAUAAUUGACAUAUCUACUUCCCAUCAUGUAUAUACAAUAAAGGAAUUCUUUGGAAUGAG
This is a messenger RNA of Sorex fumeus (smoky shrew), 1002 nucleotides long. RefSeq names its product TatD DNase domain containing 1 (gene TATDN1). The transcript is spliced from 11 exons. Gene Ontology annotation, cellular component: cytosol. NCBI's taxonomy places the organism in Eukaryota, Metazoa, Chordata, Mammalia, Eulipotyphla, Soricidae. Gene Ontology annotation, molecular function: 3'-5'-DNA exonuclease activity. The coding region runs from base 258 to 947 and encodes 229 amino acids. The record is from RefSeq and is a predicted model, not a curated record.